This is a messenger RNA of Eruca vesicaria subsp. sativa (arugula), 1464 nucleotides long. The record is from the annotation of a GenBank genome assembly. Lineage: Eukaryota; Viridiplantae; Streptophyta; Magnoliopsida; Brassicales; Brassicaceae.
AUGGAGACUUUUGUCUUCCUCUGGCUACUCCUCAUGUUCUUCACACACUUGGCCUCAUCUCUAACUCAAGACUUCUCUUUCAUUGGCUUCAAAAAAGCCACUCCAAAUCUAAUCAUGUCAGGAGUAACAGAGAUAGCCAACACUGGAGCCAUCAGGCUCACAACAGAUACAAGCCGCGUCAUUGGUCACGCAUUCUACUCUUUACCAAUCCGAUUCAAGCCAACCGGUAUAAACCGAGCUCUUUCUUUCUCCACCACUUUUGUAAUCGCCAUGGUUCCAGAGUACGUCACGCUUGGAGGUCAUGGACUUGCCUUCUCCAUCACUCCAAGUCCAAAUCUCCAAGGCUCUCUUUCUAGCCAGUACUUAGGGCUAUUGAACUCGAGCCGAGCUAAUAUCUCUAGCAACUUCUUCGCUGUGGAGUUUGAUACGGUUAAGGAUUUGGAGUUUGAAGACAUCAACGAUAACCAUGUCGGAAUCGAUAUAAACAGUUUGGAAUCAAGUAUUUCAACUCCAGCUGCUUAUUUUCUCCCCAACUCAACCAAGAAAGAGCUUUUCCUCGACAGUGGUAGAGUGAUACAAGCUUGGAUUGAUUAUGAUUCAGACAAGAAGAGGUUAGAUGUUAAGAUUUCUCCACUCUCUGAGAAACCAAAAUUGUCUCUUCUCUCUUACAAUGUAGAUCUCUCCCCUGUCUUUGGAGAUGAAAUGUAUGUUGGAUUCUCUGCUUCGACCGGUUUGCUAGCUAGCUCUCAUUACAUCUUAGGUUGGAACUUUAACAUGAGUGGCGAAGCUUUGUCUCUGUCUCUACCAUCUCUCCCUAGGGUUCCACGUCCACUCAAGAAGAAGAAGAGCCCUGGCUUGAUCCUAGGAGUAUCUCUCUCGUGUUCCCUUUUGAUCAUCGCGGUUAUUGCCGUAGCAGUUAUGUUUGGUAUUAAAAAGGCCAAAGAUGAAGACAGAGUUGAAGAGUGGGAGCUCGACUUUGGUCCGCAUAGAUUCUCUUAUAGAGAGCUGAAGAAAGCUACAAAUGGUUUUGGGGACAAGGAGCUUCUAGGGUCUGGUGGAUUCGGGAAAGUAUACAAAGGAAAGCUUCCAGAUUCGGAAGAGUGGCAAAGUGGUGACAUUAGAGAUGUUGUGGACAGGAGAUUGAACGGUGAGUAUGAUGAAGAUGAAGUGGUGAUGGUUAUCAAACUAGGGCUUCUUUGUUCGAACAAUUCACCUGAGGUGAGACCUACGAUGAGACAAGUGGUUAUGUAUCUCGAGAAGCAGUUCCCGUCGCCGGAAGUUGUUCCAGCGCCGGAUUUUUUAGAUGCAAAUGAUAGUAUGUGUCUUGAUGAUGCAAGUGGUGGUAAUGCUGGCGAGUUUGAGGACUUUGUGGAUUCAGCUAGGUUUUAUAGUGGACCUAAUCAGACUAGUACUUCUUCGUCUAUAUUCUCAUUCGCAGGUAAAACGAAAACCGAUGGGAGAUGA